Molecule: messenger RNA, 6717 nt
Organism: Dendrobium catenatum
Lineage: Eukaryota; Viridiplantae; Streptophyta; Magnoliopsida; Asparagales; Orchidaceae
Product: formin-like protein 20
Exons: 18
Coding region: 254-5878 (1874 amino acids)
Source: RefSeq, a predicted model, not a curated record
CUCUGCACCCAAAACCGCACCCGUUUCACUUCGGGUCCAAUGAUUCCCUUCAGUCAACAUCUCCCUCCGCUCUUCAUUCUCUCCUCGCAAGCAUGUCACUGGCGUGAUAAUUAAUUCGGGAGAUCCAAAUCGACGCUGUACCAUCUCGAAACCCUUGUGAACUUCCCCUGCCUCGGAUCUUCACUAUCCGACCUUGCGAGCAGUGAUCGUUUGCUAAAGAGGACGGCGGCGGUCACCAUAGCCCAGGAGGAGGAUGGCGCUGUUCAGGAGGCUGUUCUACAGGAAGCCGCCGGAUCGGUUGCUCGAGAUCUCCGAGAGGGUCUAUGUGUUUGACUGUUGCUUCUCCUCUGAAAUUAUGGAAGAACAUGAGUACAAGAAUUACCUGGGAUUUAUAGUUGCAGAGCUUCAGGAUCACUUUCCUGAUACCUCAUUUAUGGUAUGUAACUUUAGGGAAGGAGAUAAGAAGAGCCAUAUUUCCGAUAUUUUGUCAGAGUAUGACAUGACAGUCAUGGACUACCCUCGGCAAUAUGAACGCUGUCCAUUGCUUCCAUUGGAAAUGAUCCAUCAUUUCCUGAAGUCAAGUGAGAGCUGGCUGUCACUUGAAGGGCAGCAUAAUGUUUUGCUGAUGCAUUGUGAGAGAGGAGGAUGGCCUGUUCUCGCUUUCAUGCUUGCGGGCUUUCUUCUUUACAGGAAGCAAUACACUGGGGAGCUGAAGACUCUUGAAAUGGUCUAUAAGCAAGCUCCCAAGGAGUUGCUUCAUCUCUUUUGCCCCUUGAAUCCACAACCUUCUCACCUGAGGUAUCUGGAAUACAUAACCAGGCAAGGUGGCGGGAUGGAGUGGCCCCCUAAGGAUAAACCCUUCUUUUUGGAAUGCAUCAUACUCAGUGUUGCCCCUAGUUUUGAUGGCAAGGGAGGUUGCCGACCUGUUGUUCGGGUUUAUGGUCAAGACCCCCAAAUUCCAAUUAACAGGACCUCAAUGAUUCUUUUUUCAACUCCGAAGACCAAAAAUUGUGUUCGUCAUUUUAGACAGGAAGAGAGUGCUGAAGUAAAACUAAAUGCCAGAUGCCAUGUUCGAGGAGAUGUCAUAAUUGAGUGCAUCCAUGUGGAUGAGGAUUUGGAGCAGGAGGAGAUGAUGUGCAGAAUUAUGUUUAACACCGCAUUUGUCGAGUCUGAUAUGCUGACUUUGAAUCGUGAUGAAAUUGAUGUGGCCUGGAAUGCAAAAGAUCAGUUUCCAAGAGAUUUCAAAGCAGAGGUAAUCCUUUCAGAGUUUGCCGCUGCUGAAUCGGAAGUGACUCCAAAAGUAACAGCUACAGAUGAUCACGAUGAUGAAAGGGAGGGUGGUUCAACCGAGGAGUUUUUUGAGGCAGAAGAGAUUUUCAACAACUCAGAAAUGCAUGUAGACGCUCAAUUACUUCGUACCAAGAGCAUACUUGAAGUCAGUGGUCCAAAUUCUGAUAUUCUUUUAACUGAUAAUGUUGUGAAGAGAUUAAAAGAUACAUUUGCUUUGGAGAACUCCAAUAAUUCCAUCAAUGAAAUGUUUAAAAGAAUUGAUCGAAUGGAUGUACUUUUUGAACCUUCAGUGAUGGAAGGUCAAGUGAAAAGCACAUUUGAAGCAAGUGUUUCUGAACAGGAUGUUAUUUCUGAAAAAAAUUUUAACCUGGAUAAUGUGAUUGCACUUGAAGAGAAGAGAAUGUUAGAAAGCAGCGUUUUGAUGAGGAAAACUGAUGCUUUUUGUUCAACGGUUGAUGGAGAAUCAUCAGAAUAUGGCAAUAUCACCCCCAAAACAAUUCAUACAUCGCAGAUAACAAAUUUUAUUCAAACAGCAAUUAGUGCAGAUGUUGCAGGUUGUGAAAUGGAGAACUUCACAUUUAUAAAUGAAGGAAAUAGUAGUAUGGCUGGUAGUAAUGUUUGCAGAGAGAGCACGAAGAGUGCUAUUCCUCAGAGAACAUCCAUUUUGGAUAGUCAUGAUCUGAAGAAUGCUUCCGCAAACAAAGCAAAUAAAGUAUCUAUCUUGGAUGGAAGGGGUUGCAACGCAAUUGAUGUAAGUACAGUUGAUCAAACAAAACAUAAGAUGAAUAGAAGUAAUUGCGAGCAUGGCACGAGGAGUGAGCUGAAGGUAUAUUCUGACAGCAGAUUGGAAACCCCAUGCUCUGCAGAUCAAGUGGAAAGCAGAUCAGAAAUUACCAUCCAUGAUAAAGCAAUUAUUGCAGAAAAGUUGAUAUCCUUAAAUGAGAUGAAUAAUGUUGAAGAAAAUAAUGUAGGAGAAAUCAACAACUUAAAACAGGAAGGGGCCGUAGCUCCUCUGCCCAUGGAACAAAAGUGUACCACGGAAAUAACUCAUCUUAAGUUUGUUGUGGGUGUUUUCGUCCAUAAGGAGUCUGAGGAUGAUACAAUUGAUAAACCAAGCACCCUCAUUUUGGAUGCUGAAGCUAAGAGUGUAUUUGAAAUAAGUGAUUCAAAAAAUGAUCCGGAGAAGAUAUCUAUUUUUAAGGAACCUAUUAGUGGCGAGAAGACUCAGGUGGUUAGUUCCGUCAGUGUUCUCCAUAAAGGGAUUUGUACGCAAGGAAGCGUCGAUUAUAAAAGAGAUAACAACAAUAAAGCCAGCGAGCCACAGUCGUUCCCUCAGAUGACAGAAAGUGGUACUGAGAUACAAAAUAAUGAGAAAGUUUUGCCAUGCAUGUUAGGAAAAAACUCAACAAAAAGUAGCCAACAAUCUGAACCUGUUAUUGUAAAAAAUAAGUCUAUCCAACAAGAAGGUUCAAAUUUACUCGCAAAAACAAAACUUAUUCCUCGAUGGAUAUCCCCCAAAAGAACUUCUGAUGCUACGUCAGUACAUUGGCAGUCUAAUCCACUAUCAAGGUAUAACAGUUCACCACCUGCUUUAGCCAUUUUUUUUCAUGCAAAUGAUGAAAGGGCCAAUACUAAGGAUAUUCUAGGACAACAUGAUUCUUUGAAUGGGAAUGUUACUUCAAUGGGUGGAGCGCCAUCACCAUCUCUUUCAGCAUUGCUGCCUUCAAAGCAGAACCUUGUUCAUGUAUUAUCAUCAUGCCAUCAUGUUUCAGCUUCAUCUCUUCUGGUGCAACCUUCACCACUUUCUCCACAAUCACCAAGAAUGCCAUCGGUGCAACAAUGUAGUUUCCGCACAAAAAAAUCUUCUCCAACUCCACCUCCACCUCCACAACCUCCACCUCCACCUUCUAAGCCUGGAGAUGCUUUUCAUGUACCCUCUUCGCUUUUUUCUUACCCUCCUGAACCCCCGCUGCCUCCACCACCUCCUAUAACUUCACAAAUCUCAGUGCAUCAUUGUUCACAACCUUCUUCUCCAACCUUACGAACUGAAACAACAUUCACUCCUCCCUCUUGGCCUUCACCUCUUGCGAGCACUACUCCCCUUUCCAAAUUUUCAUCUCCUACUCUAGCUCCACCACCGCCACCUCCUCCUCCUCAUCCUCCUCCUCCACCACCACCACCACCACCACCACCCAUCUCAUAUGGAUCAUCUGUGAAGGGCACUCUUUUAUCUCCUUAUUUACCUCUAGUAUUUGAUCCACCCCCAUCCCCAUUAUUGAGGAAUUCCCCUCCUCCUCCUCCUCCUCCUCCUCAUCCUCAUACCCCUCCCCUACCUUAUGGAGGAACAUAUAAUGCUGUUCCAAUUCUUCCACCAUCUCCACCAAAGCCAAAUGUUGGUGGAUCCACACCAUCAAUACCCGCUCCCCCUCCACCUCCUCCUAAGCCAAGUAUUGGUGGAUCAAUUCCAUGGCCUCCUUUAAUGACAGAUGUUAGUGGAUCAACUUCUUUGAUAUCCCCUCCCCCUCCACCUCCACCUCCCCCUCCUCCUACUCCUCCUCUUAAACCAAUUGCUGGUGGAUCAGCUCCAUACCCUCAUCUUUUAAAUGCUUCUACGAAUAACUCUCUUAAAGCACCCCCACCCCCACUUCCUAUAUCAUCAGACCCACCUUAUGGAGGAGCAUCUAAUGGCAUCCCUCCUCCUCCUCCUCCACCUCCCUCAAAGUCGAAUAAUGGUGGAGCACCUCCUCAAAUGCCCCCUCCCCCUCCACCUCCUAUGUCAACGAUUGGUGGAUCAACUCCAUGCUCUCCUCCUUUGAAGGCCUCCAUAAAAGGCUCUUUAGGAGCAUCUUUUCCACCUCCACCUCCACCUCCUGUAUCAUCAGCAACUUUGCAGCCUCCAAAAGAUCCUCUUAUGUUGAGAGUUCCUCCACCACCGCCUCCCCUUAUUGCACAUCUUGAAGCUACACAUCCCUCCCCUCAACGUGCAAGUGGAGUCCCACCUCCACCACCACCUCCACCUAGGAGUUGUACCAAUGCUCCUCUUCACCCUGAAGGGAAUCAGGGAGCUCCACCACCACCACCACCUCCAUAUGUUGGACGUGGUAGUGCCCCACCUCUACCCAAUGGACGUGGUUGUGCUCCCCCUCCCCCACCUCUACCUGGUGGACGUGGUUGUGCUCCACCUCCCCCUCCUCCUCCUGGAGGACGUGGAACUCUACCAGCCCCCCCUAGAGCUCCUGGUGUUCCCCCACCACCACCAGUUGGUACUCCUAAUACUUCAAGUGGCUCAAGAGGUCCGGCACCCUUGAGUUCGUUGGCUAUAGGAAGAGGUCAAGGGAUUUCACGUCCUAUUGGCUCAGGCUCAUCUUCACAAGCACCUCGGAGGUCAUCGUUGAAGCCAUUACACUGGGUGAAAGUAACAAGAGCUGUGCAAGGAAGCUUAUGGGCUGAUUUACAGAAGUUUGGUGAUGCUCAAAGUGCUUCAGAUUUUGAUAUGUCGGAACUGGAAUGUCUCUUCUCCGCAGCCGUGCGAAAGUCAGAAGACAGCUCAAAAGCAGAUGGGAAGAGGAAAUCUCUUGGAUCAAAAUCUGAUAAAGUUCACCUGAUUGAACUUAGGCGAGCAAAUAACACUGAGAUCAUGCUGACAAAGGUUAAGAUGCCACUCCCUGAUCUUAUGAGUGCUGCUUUAGCAUUGGAUGGUUCUGUUCUAGAUGUUGAUCAAGUUGAUAACCUGAUCAAGUUUUGUCCAACCAAAGAAGAGAUGGAGCUUCUUAAGGGAUACACUGGCGACAAGGAAAAGCUUGGAAAAUGUGAGCAGUUUUUCUUGGAGCUAAUGAAGGUUCCACGUGUUGAAUCCAAGUUAAGAGUAUUCUCUUUCAAGAUUCAAUUUCAUCAGCAGAUUGCUGAUCUGCGAAAGAGUUUGAACACCAUUGAUUCGGCAUGUGAGCAGAUAAGGAGCUCUGACAAACUCAAGGAAAUAAUGAAGAAAAUCCUGUACCUUGGAAACAUGUUAAACCAGGGUACUGCGAGAGGUUCAGCUAUUGGCUUCCGUUUGGACAGUCUUUUAAAGCUUGUAGAUACUCGGGCAACUAACAACAAAAUGACACUAAUGCAUUAUCUGUGCAAGGUUAUUGCUUCAAGAUCAUCUUAUCUUCUUGACUUUCAUGAGGAUCUUACCAGCUUAGAAUCUGCUUCAAAGAUACAAUUAAAAUCCUUGGCUGAAGAAAUGCAAGCUAUUGUGAAAGGCCUGGAGAAGGUCGAGUUGGAGUUGACUGCUUCUGAAAGUGAUGGCCCAGUAUCAGCAGUUUUUCGGAAGACAUUGACGGGAUUCAUUGCUGUUGCUGAUGCUGAAGUGCGAUCUUUAGCUUCACUAUACAGUGCAGUGGGUAGGAAUGCUGAUGCACUUGCCAUAUAUUUUGGCGAAGAUCCUGCACGUUGCCCUUUUGAACAAGUUAUCUCUACUCUGACGACCUUUGUCCUAAUGUUUCGGAGAGCACACCAGGAGAAUUGCAAACAAGCUGAACUUGAGAAGAAGAAAGCUCACGAGUCUGAAAUAGAGAAGUCCAAAAGCUCAAAAUUCAUCAAAUGAAAAAAACAAAAAGAAAAUGAGGAAGAAGGCCAAGGAAAAGAAGCACUUGCAUGUACUUCUUUUGGUUUUGUUUUUGGUAACAGAAGAUAGGCAGAGUGACCAAAAACAGCAGGCAGUGGCGAAGGCUACAGAGCAGCAAAAAUAACAACGUUGUGAGAUGAGAUUUAGGAUCCGUUUGGGACGGCUUUUUAACUGCUUUUUAAAUCAGCUUUCUAGUAAAAAAUAAAAUGUUUGUACUAAAAAGCUACUUUACGAAGCAGUAAGAAAAUCGUCCCAAAUGAAGCUAUAGCAUUGACAUAUGAUUUACUGACAACCACCUCAAAGAAUCUGCUGUGUGCUUGAUCUGGCAAGAAGUCCCCAUAGCCGAAUGCAGAGCUUUUCUGUUGGCAUCUAUCCUGUCAAACGAGAAUCUGCUGCGGUGUUUUUGAGGCCAUAAGCUAUCGUUCUUGUUUGAUGCUGCCCUAGAUUCCGCAACCAUUGUAUAUAGUUCUUUUCCCUAUUUUUUGGUUAUUUUGAUGAUUCCUCUAUUUUUUAAUUCUUUAUAGGUUGUAUAUGUAUUAGAGCGCAGCUCAUAUUGGUUUGUUGGUUGGGAGCUUUGUCUACCAAUCAAGAAGUUGGGUUCGAGUUUUGCGUAUGUGUGGUGUGUGAGUUUGUCUUAAUUGACCUAAGUAUGUAAAAAAAAAAAGAAGAAAUAUAUAUAUUAGCUAGGCUGGUCUAUAACAAAGGGAGAAAAGAGAUGGCAACUUUUAUAUUCAAUUGAUAAAUAAUGUAUGUUAGAAUGCAGUGUUGUAUCAUAUGUGAGACGGCUUAAUUUUAUCUUUUCCAUUUCGGAAGGCAUA